AUGGGAGGUUUCAGUCCGGGUCUGAGGAGACUGCAGCUGCUCGGACUCACUCUGGUCUGUGUGUUCUGCAGCAGCUCGGACUCACUCUGGUCUGUGUCCUCUGCAGCAGCUCGGACUCACACUGUUCUGUGUCCUCUGCAGCAGCUUGGACUCACUCUGCAGCUCGGACUCACACUGUUCUGUGUCCUCUGCAGCAGCUCGGACUCACACUGUUCUGUGUCCUCUGCAGCAGCUCGGACUCACUCUGGUCUGUGUCCUCUGCAGCAGCUUGGACUCACUCUGGUCUGUGUCCUCUGCAGCAGCUUGGACUCACUCUGGUCUGUGUCUUCUGAAGCAGCUCGGACUCACUCUGGUCUGUGUCUUCUGAAGCAGCUCGGACUCACUCUGGUCUGUGCCCUCUGCAGCAGCUCGGACUCACUCUGUUCUGUGUCCUCUGCAGCAGCUUGGACUCACUCUGGUCUGUGUCCUCUGCAGCAGCUCGGACUCACUCUGGUCUGUGCCCUCUGCAGCAGCUCGGACUCACUCUGGUCUGUGCCCUCUGCAGCAGCUCGGACUCACUCUGGUCUGUGUCCUCUGCAGCAGCUCGGACUCACUCUGGUCUGUGUCCUUUGCAGCAGCUCGGACUCACUCUGGUCUGUGUCCUCUGCAGCAGCUCGGACUCACUCUGGUCUGUGUCCUUUGCAGCAGCUCGGACUCACUCUGGUCUGUGUCCUCUGCAGCAGCUCGGACUCACUCUGGUUUGUGUCCUCUGCAGCAGCUCGGACUCACUCUGGUCUGUGUCCUCUGCAGCAGCUCGGACUCACUCUGGUCUGUGUCCUCUGCAGCAACUUGGACUCACUCUGGUCUGUGUCUUCUGAAGCAGCUCGGACUCACUCUGGUCUGUGUCCUCUGCAGCUGCUCGGACUCACUCUGGUCUGUGCCCUCUGCAGCAGCUCGGACUCACUCUGGUCUGUGUCGUCUGCAGCAGCUCGGACUCACUCUGUUCUGUGUCCUCUGCAGCAGCUUGGACUCACUCUGGUCUGUGUCCUCUGCAGCAGCUCGGACUCACUCUGGUCUGUGCCCUCUGCAGCAGCUCGGACUCACUCUGGUCUGUGCCCUCUGCAGCAGCUCGGACUCACUCUGGUCUGUGUCCUCUGCAGCAGCUCGGACUCACUCUGGUCUGUGUCCUUUGCAGCAGCUCGGACUCACUCUGGUCUGUGUCCUCUGCAGCAGCUCGGACUCACUCUGGUCUGUGUCCUUUGCAGCAGCUCGGACUCACUCUGGUCUGUGUCCUCUGCAGCAGCUCGGACUCACUCUGGUUUGUGUCCUCUGCAGCAGCUCGGACUCACUCUGGUCUGUGUCCUCUGCAGCAGCUCGGACUCACUCUGGUCUGUGUCCUCUGCAGCAACUUGGACUCACUCUGGUCUGUGUCUUCUGAAGCAGCUCGGACUCACUCUGGUCUGUGUCCUCUGCAGCUGCUCGGACUCACUCUGGUCUGUGCCCUCUGCAGCAGCUCGGACUCACUCUGGUCUGUGUCCUCUGCAGCAGCUUGGACUCACUCUGGUCUGUGUCUUCUGA
Molecule: messenger RNA, 1557 nt
Organism: Knipowitschia caucasica
Lineage: Eukaryota; Metazoa; Chordata; Actinopteri; Gobiiformes; Gobiidae
Source: the annotation of a GenBank genome assembly